GCCCGACGCCGCGCAACGCGGAAGUGGACGUCAGCGGCCGUGUGCUGUGUUUCCUGGUCACGGGCUGCGAGAGGGAACGCUUAUUUACAUUUCUGCCAGCGCAGCGCUGCGCAGGUUGACUGUUUUGUUGCGAAAUAAGUGGCCCUCGGUUUCUGGAAAAUGUUCAAGGGCUGGGGGACAUGGCUAGGUCUGGAGCAGCCCACGGACAAAGCAGCUGUUGGUGUGGCUGUGGAAGAAGAAGAAGGAGCGCGAGCCGAAGAAGAGCGAGUAAAUAAACAGAAGACCGUGGAGGGAGAAGGAGAAGCAGGAGAAACGGGGCAAUCAGAAGGGAAAGACAGCGAUCCAGCGCAGCAGCUUCUCGAACAGGCCAAAGGUCUGAGCGGAUACUUGUACAGCUUUGCAAGCACUGCCACGAAGAAGAUCUCGGAGUCGGUGGUGGAGACGGCACAGACCAUCAAGAAGAGCGUUGAAGAGGGGAAGAUUGACGGCAUCAUUGAUAAGACAAUUUUGGGAGAUUUUCAGAAAGAACAGGAAAAGUUUGUACAAGAAAAACAUUCCAAAAGGACAGAUGCAGCUGUGCCACCUUGGGUUGGCUACAGUGAAGAAGAGACAAUUCAGCAACAGAUCUUGGCUUUAUCUGCAGACAGGAGGAACUUCCUGCGGGAUCCACCAGCUGGAGUGCAGUUCCAUUUUGAUUUUGAGCAAAUGUACCCUGUUGCCCUAGUGAUGCUGCAGGAGGAUGAGCUGCUGAACCGCAUGCGCUUUGACCUGGUCCCCAAACAUGUAAAGGAGGACGUCUUCUGGAGGAAUUACUUCUACCGCGUCUCCCUGAUCAAACAGUCAGCUCAGCUUACGGCCCUGGCUGCCCAGCAGCAGGCCGCAGAGAAGGAGGAGAAGGGUACCAGCGUUACCGAUGGCGUUCAUCUCACAGAAAACAUCAGACCAAAAACCCCACCCACAAGCAUCAACAGCCAGUCGAAGUCCAAUGAGCACGAUGACGAGGAGAUAUCCACCAGUCCCGGUGUGUCUGAAUUUGUGAGCGAUGCCUUUGACUCAUGCAACAUCAACCAGGAUGACUUGCGGAAGGGGAUGGAGCAGCUUGUGUUGGACAAAAAAGGGGAGGAAGCUGACCCAGAUGAGGAGGCACCUGACUGGGAAAAAGAGCUGCAGCAGGAGCUCCAGGAGUACGAGGUUGUGACUGAGUCCGAGAACAGAGAUGACAACUGGGACAAGGAAAUUGAGGAGAUGCUCCAGGCGGACACUUAGGCUGGCUGACACUUAGGACUGUGAAAGCAGCCCAACCGCGUAACUCAUGAAGGGAACACCAUAAAGGAGAAGACAAACACAUGCCUGGAGAACUUAUGGACCCCGAAAUAACUAAGGUUCUGAGACAUACAAUUAUCUUGACAGUACGUCCUCAGCUUUUCACGUCCCAAGGCAUAAGAUAUUUGCUGACAUUUAAGUUGGGUGUAUUCUUUUGAAAUGGUGGAAGUUUAUUUCAGCACUGUCUGUGAUAUUAUCUAGAAAACAUGACUAUUUAAAACAUCCAGAAAUUCAGUAAGGUUUAUUCUAAAAUCUAUUCUUUCAGUAGGCAAAUCAGAUAUUGUGGAGGGAGCAGUCUAAAAGUGCCAAUAUGCAAACCGACAAUAAUUCUUAAAUUUUUCUCCUUUUUUUUUUUUGAAAAACUAUUCCAUGACCCAAUUUCGCAAUGCACUGUAAUUUACUGGAAACAUUUUUCGGAAGUACUCAAAUGUGUACACGAAACCUUAUUUUCAAGUUGCUCUCUCUAAAGUGGAGAAGUUAUGCAUUAACCCUUCAGGUUUCUUUCAUGUCAUGUUCAACAACAGUAAAUCUACAUACAUGACGAUUACAUGAACACAGACCAGAGGCAACAAUUGGUAAUCAAGUCUGUUAACACUACAACCAGAAGAAGAUAUUCUUAAUUCAGUAGGGCUUGUAUGGGAACGUUCUGAAAUCUCACAAGAAAACUUGAUAAGAUGUUGUUAAAUUACUGCUUAUAUAUUUUUAGGUAUGCUACUAAAAUUCUUACGUCCACAUUUCGCAUUGACUGGUUUCCCAAGAAACAGAAUUCCUUUGAUACAAGAAUGUUUUAUAGCUUUUUCUCCUUUCAGAAGUAGCUCAAAAGGCUUAAUUCUAAAAAUUUCAGUUCUUCCACAUGGUUUUUGAUUACGGUGUUAAUUUUGUCUUUGUUGGUGAUUGUUGAACUGUGCUCUAUAGAAGCGCAGUAGGGUCAUGUGUACAAGGACUGCUAAGAAUCUUUUAGAAACACCCUUAACCCCUUCAUAUAUUCUUGUAUUUUCAUUAAGAAUUCCCAACACUUAGUUUCAGUAGUUUUGUUCUCAUAAGAAGAUGGGAUAUGUUACUUCAUUGUAUGCUGAUGAGAUAUUACUGCUUGUUUUGUUCUAAUUAGCAUUUACUUUGUCUUUAUUAA
Messenger RNA from Scleropages formosus (Asian bonytongue), 2452 nucleotides. RefSeq names its product synapse-associated protein 1-like. Lineage: Eukaryota; Metazoa; Chordata; Actinopteri; Osteoglossiformes; Osteoglossidae. The record is from RefSeq and is a predicted model, not a curated record. Gene Ontology annotation, cellular component: nucleus; synapse; cytoplasm. Gene Ontology annotation, biological process: TORC2 signaling; regulation of short-term neuronal synaptic plasticity. The transcript has 9 exons. Bases 160 to 1266 code for a protein of 368 amino acids.